Molecule: messenger RNA, 1301 nt
Organism: Phaeodactylum tricornutum CCAP 1055/1
Lineage: Eukaryota; Bacillariophyta; Bacillariophyceae; Surirellales; Neidiaceae
Exons: 1
Coding region: 285-1301 (338 amino acids)
Source: RefSeq, a predicted model, not a curated record
CUCGUUCUUUAUUAUCUUGACCGUUACAAUACAUUCGCAAAAGACACAAAUAUACACACGUUCAACGACAAAUACCCCACGAUACCGCUUCGUCAGCAGACAAGUAUUCGGAUUGGGUUGCGGUUGCGUGGUCAUCCGAAUCCAUCCGCGACGUCGUCAGCCUUGCAAAAGCACGACUCGCGAACAUCCCUACGUCUAUCCAUCACAUUGCUGCAAACAGCCUAGCCCAACAUUGUGGCAUAUCCGGAAUUCGUUCUUUUUACAUCCAAAAGAGUAUCACCAAGAUGAUACAUAUCACCUCUAGAAUCGUGUGUGUAGGAUUCCUCGUGGGGCUAUCGAUAGCAUCAGGAUCGGCCUUUGCACCGCUGAAGACAAGGUACCAGCCUCGUAUUGCGCCGGCACGGCAACACGUGUGGACGACGACGUCGACACCAACGAUUCGGUUUUCUAGUUGGGUAUUGGCGUACGAUGCAAUGGAGUCAUACCAAUGGAAGUUUAGUGCCAACAAUACAUUCGGGUUUCGCGAUGACGGCAUUACAGUCGAGCGCCUCACACCGCCAGCAACCAUGGUAUGGGAUCGUCCAACCACUACCGACGUGGCCCAGAGAAGGAAAAGACCAGCCCCUGUAAAACAAGAUUCCCGAGAAUUCCGCGUCUUUUGCGAUUUGGAUGGAGUCUUGGUUGAUUUCGAAUCUGGCAUUCGCCGGGUCUUUCCUAACGAACCCAACAUUCAUCACGUUACCGAUGUUCGUCGGGUUGAUAUGUGGCGCCGCUUGGAAGCGUCGGGACCUUUUUUCGAAACGUUGCCGUGGACGAACCAGGGCAAGGCCUUGUGGAAGCUGAUACAGCCCCUGCGGCCGGAUAUCCUCACGGGAGUACCGGCGCACCAGUCCUCGCGCACCGAAAAGUACGCCUGGUGUGCCCGCGAACUGGGCAUUCCGGUCGAACACGUCGAUCGCGCCGGGCGUUUUCAUUCUCAUUCGCCGUCACCGACGAUAAUGUCACGUAAAGGUAACAUCAACCAAGUCGAAGACGACGACUCACCGAGGAGUUGCCGGGUCAUAACAUGCUGGUCCUUCAAUAAGCACUACGAAAGUGGACCCAACGCGGUCCUCAUUGAUGAUCGGGAAUCUCUACGGGAGGCUUGGGAACGAAAGGGCGGUAUUUUUAUUCAUCACGAUGGAAGUUUGCACCGGACGGUGGCACAGCUCGUUGAUCAUGGAAUCCUGACUCCGGAGCAAAUACCACACGAUAUUGGCGUUGCGUGGGAGGACGACGACGAAAACGUCUUGCGUCCGUAA